Molecule: messenger RNA, 775 nt
Organism: Pieris rapae (cabbage white)
Lineage: Eukaryota; Metazoa; Arthropoda; Insecta; Lepidoptera; Pieridae
Exons: 3
Coding region: 93-458 (121 amino acids)
Source: RefSeq, a predicted model, not a curated record
AGUAUAAAACACUUGCGCUCACGCCACAACUGUAUCACAUCACUGUGUCCUCCGUUCCUCUCAUCUCCUAAUAGACAAACCGACAAAUCAACAUGAAGGCUUAUAUGUGUGUGGUUUUCUUCGCCGCUGCCGUCUUGGCCGCGCCCGAGGGAAAGCGCGACAAACGCGGCUUCCUUCACGGAGACCUGCAUCACUCCCUGGAUUUCGGACACAGCUUUGACUCCGUGCAUUUGCAUAGUGCCCCCAUCAUUCAGAGCGCGCCUGCCGCUAGGAUCAUCUCCGUCAACAAAGUGGUGGAGGUACCGCGAGUGGUCGAAGUAAAGAAGAUCGUCUCCGUCCCUAAAGUCGUGUCAGUGCCAGAAAUCGUGAGAGUGAACAAGAUCGUUGAGGAGCCACACUACCACUUGGGUUCUUCCCACUACUCCCUGGGUUCCUCUUACUCUUCCGGAUGGUGGUGAUCUGCCAGUCUCUAGUCAACAUUAGUCUACGUAGUUAAUUAAGUGCCAUCAACCUUGAAUUAAAGCGAAGCGAAUCAAAUUUAAACCUAAUUCGACUUCAUUUGGACUAGCCUCGCUGCUUCCGACGGACUUUGCUUGGAAAACUUACUUAUUUUAAGAAUACACAAUUUUUUUAAUAACUUGUUUUCUUUUACUACAUUAUUGUUAAAUCCCUUAUGUCACCAUUUCUCAAUUAGAUUACUUAUCCUGUCACAAUAAAGGCGCUCUCAUGUUAUGCUAGAAUAAUAGAUCUAAUAAAAGCAAUAAUUAUUUAUCUA